This is a messenger RNA of Rhinocladiella mackenziei CBS 650.93, 1593 nucleotides long. RefSeq lists its product as uncharacterized. The record is from RefSeq and is a predicted model, not a curated record. Gene Ontology annotation, biological process: positive regulation of transcription by RNA polymerase II. The transcript has a single exon. Bases 1 to 1593 code for a protein of 530 amino acids. NCBI's taxonomy places the organism in Eukaryota, Fungi, Ascomycota, Eurotiomycetes, Chaetothyriales, Herpotrichiellaceae. Gene Ontology annotation, molecular function: zinc ion binding; transcription cis-regulatory region binding; DNA-binding transcription factor activity, RNA polymerase II-specific. Gene Ontology annotation, cellular component: nucleus.
AUGGCCCCAUCUACCUUCGACGUGAUGGAUGAAUGCCUUCUCCCUUCCCCAUUCGACGUGACUGCCGACUCCCUUGUUGUCAAUGACCGUCCUACACGCCGUCGCUUUGCGACAGACGGUCGCGUCCGAUCUGGAUGUUUGACGUGUAAAGCUCGCAAGAAGAAGUGCGAUGAGCAGUACUCGGACUCCGACGGACGUUGUAAGACAUGCGAGCGGCUGGGAUUGGUCUGCGAGCGCCAGCCGCUGCGAACCGUGAUAGCGAAGCCGAAAGAGAAGAAGGGCAAUAGGGAUCGCAAGGCCAAAGAAAAAGAGGAAAAAGAUCUCAACGAUACGGACAUGUGGACGCGCUCGUCCUCAUCAUCAGGCUCGUCUCCCAAGUCCAAGCCGGUAGCGGAGUCCCUCGACGAUCGUGAGCGACUGAGCCUUGUCCCAGUAUCGUCAACGGAACGCAGCAGUGGCUUCAUGACGCUCUUCUCGCUUGAGAAUGCCUCUCCAGAACGAAUCUUGUUAAAGUACUAUGUCGAGCGCCUGGCGCCUCUUUGUUCAAUUCUCCAGGAAGGCAACAACGACUUUCGCAACGUGCUCUUACCGAUGGCCAUCGACGACUCUUCACUCCUCUACGCUCUCUUUGCCUAUGCAUCAACCCAGUUGCCUUUAUCUGACCCUGUCCCAUGCAUCACUCCUCUGACACGAUUGAAGUUUGAGAGUGAAGUAGCGCGUGGUCUCUCUGAAUCAAUCCGUCGGAACACCGUCUCAGAAAGUACGGUGGCAUCUGCGCUUAUAUGUAGCACCGCUGAGGUGGUCAGUGGAGAUACAAAGCGUUGGUACAUCCAUCUCCAGGGUGCCGGACAUCUCAUUGACCAUCUGGGAGGACCUCAACGGCUUCGCCGAACAAGCGACGGGUGUUUCCUCCUGCGAAAUUUUGCUUAUCAUGAUAUUAUGGCUGCCCUGAGCACCAGCAGCCGGCCUCGCUAUCGCGGAAUGUACUGGCUCAACGAUGGUCACAUCCCCGUGGACUCACUGAUGGGCGUCGCACAUGAAAUCCUCGGCCACAUCAGCCAUAUUUGCUGCUUCAUCGCCGAUGUUAAUGAAUUGCCGAGCGCAUCGUCGGAUUGUCCAUCCAGUGUUGUUCAACAGGGCGAGAACCUUGCCCAGCUCUUGCGCUCACAGCCUUUGGGUCUCUGCACGACAGUCGGGGGCAAUGACUUGGAUCUUCUGAUCCACCACGCUGAAGCGCUGAGAUUUGCGGCACUAAUCCACCUAUAUCGUUUUCUUGAUCGCUUUGCAAGGGAAGCCUACGUGACCCAGAUGCGUAAAUGUGUCCAAAAUAUCAUGGAUCAUAGUUUUCAAAUCCCAUCAAACCUGUACUGCGAGAUUGGAUUACUUUUUCCUCUCUUCAUGACCGGUGUCGUCGCAGGAGAUGACAAGGGCAAUGCCGACUAUAUUCGAAAUCGUCUUGAUAAUAUUGAGAGCUGGACCAAGUUUAAACAUGUUACCAGGGUUCGUGAACUCUUGGAUUCUCUUUGGCUUACCAACCGGACAGAUUGGGAAACCUUAUUACAGGAGUGGGACUGGCACAUAUCUCUGGCAUGA